ACAAUAAAAGAUGCCAAUGGCAGCAGUAGUGAUAUAUCUGGGUUUGAUUCUGGCUUUUGGUUUGCGAUCUGGACGGUUCGCAAGAUGAGCGGCCAAAAUAGUCAAAAUCCGAGUUUAGAAUCUAACUCUCUUUUCUCUUCCCUGAAGGUGGGAGCUCUAAGCGGCUCUGCAGGCCUUGUCUAUGGAGGGAUUUCAGGCGUCGUUCGAUCUUCUCGCCACCCGGUGAUACAUUCUAUAUCGUGUGGUAUCCAUUGGUUCGCCUGUGGAACCUCUUUUUGGUGGCUGAGGAGCAAUAUCUUGAAACUCCAUUAUGAAGAUAAUGCCUCCCCGAAACAACGCGCUUAUGUCAGCGCCUUGUCAGGAGGAAUUGCUGGCGGAGCCGUGACAAGAUUAAUGGGAGGCCGGCUCAUUCCAGGGGUUGUCGUUUUUUCGCUACUAGGCUAUCUCGGGCAAGGCUCAUAUAAUGCGAUCGACAAAUGGCAAAUAGAACAGGCUAAUACUCCAUCUAAGCCAAUCAUUCAGCGGAUCGCCGACUCGAAAUGGAUCCCUCUCAAGUCUCUUUCGGAUGAUGACUAUAGAGGGCUUCUAAGCGAAAAAUUGCUGAGCAUUGAGGCUGAGAUGGCACUCCUUGAUGAAAAGAUCGAAGAACUUGAAAAGUCCAAAUCCCGUGGAUCAGAUGCAGGACAACCGAAAACUGAAUCGAAGUAA
Aspergillus nomiae NRRL 13137 is the source of this 708-nucleotide messenger RNA. RefSeq lists its product as uncharacterized. NCBI's taxonomy places the organism in Eukaryota, Fungi, Ascomycota, Eurotiomycetes, Eurotiales, Aspergillaceae. The transcript has 4 exons. The record is from RefSeq and is a predicted model, not a curated record. The coding region runs from base 85 to 708 and encodes 207 amino acids.